AGUUUCGUUUCCUGGGCUGCCUCGGGGAGAUCGGAGAUCGUGCAGCAGUCCCCGUCCCUGCACGACUCGUCCGGUCCCCCGAGGAGCGCCAUGGCGGACCUGUCCCUGGCCGAAGAGCUGACGUGCUCCAUCUGCCUGGAGCUCUUCAAGGUGCCGGUCACCACCCCGUGCGGCCACAACUUCUGCGGGUCGUGCCUGGACGAGACGUGGACCGUCCAGGGCGCGCCGUUCCAGUGUCCGCAAUGCCGUACCGCGUACCCGGCGCGGCCGCAGCUCCGCAAGAACACGGUGCUGUGCACGGUGGUGGAGCAGUUCGCGCAGGCCGAGCUGGCCCGCGCCACGGCGCCCGACGACUGGACGCCGCCCUCCCGCGCCGCGGCCCCCAGCCCCACCGGCCAGGUGGCCUGCGACCACUGCCUGAAGGCGGCCGCCGUCAAGACGUGCCUCGUGUGCAUGGCCUCCUUCUGCCAGGAGCACCUGCGGCCGCACUUCGACAGCCCGGCCUUCCGGGACCACCCGCUGCAGCCGCCCGUCCAGGACCUGUUUCGCCGCAAGUGCCCCCAGCACAACCGGCUCCGCGACUUAUUCUGCCCCGAGCACAGCGAGUGCAUCUGCCAUAUCUGCCUGGUGGAGCACAAGACCUGCUCGCCUGUGCCCCUGAGCCAGGCCAGCGCAGACCUGGAGGACAAGCUGAAGUAUAAACUGACAGUCAUGUACGGUCAGAUCAACGGUGCCGCGAGAGCGCUGGAGGAUGUGAGAGCCAGGCAGAAGGAUGUGCGGGAGGCUGCUCAAAAGAAGAUAGAACAGCUGAGACAAGACUACUUGGAAAUGAAGGCGCUCAUUGACGCCUCCGAGGCCAGCUCCACGCGGAAGAUAAAGGAGGAGGAGAAGAGGGUCAGCAGCAAGUUCGACAACAUUUACCAGAUCCUCCUCAAGAAGAAGGCAGAGAUGCAGACCGUAAAGGAGGAGAUUGAGGCCGCCCUGACCAAGGGGGACGAGUUUGAGUUUCUGGAGAAAGCGGCACAACUGCAGGCGGUCUCAACGAAGCCAGUCUACGUCCCCAAGGUGGAGCUGAAUCACGAGCUGAUAAAGGGCGUCUACCAGAGCACCUUGGACCUCAAAACCGAGCUGAAGCGCUGCCUCAAGAAACCCGAGGAGCUCCCCACCUCAGGGGAGCCUCCAGAGCAUGCCACGGCGCCCACGCCAAAACCCACGCGCCCUGUGAAGAAGGUCCCAAAAGAAGAAAAGAAACCCAAGAAAGUUCCCGCUGCUGCUGCCUCACCCAACAAGCUUCCCACCUUUGGGUCCUCGGAGCAGCUAGGAGAUUUAAAACAAGGUGGCUUUGAGGCUGCAGCCAAACCCACCCCCGUGCAGCCAAACUCGGUGUCUCUCAAGGCCAAGGUGCUGGAGAACUUCUUAGCAAAGUCCAGACCUGAGCUCCUGGCGUAUGCUGUUAAGGUCAUCCUGGACUACAACACUGCCUACAGCAAGGUGGCUCUCUCGGAGAACUACACUGUGGCCUCUGUGGCCGAAACACACCAGACCUACCGGCCACAUCCCCAGCGGUUCACAUACUGUUCUCAGGUGCUGGGCUUGCACUGCUACAAGAAAGGGAUCCACUACUGGGAGGUGGAGCUGCAGAAGAACAACUUCUGCGGGAUGGGCAUCUGCUACGGCAGCAUGGCGCGGCAGGGCCCCGAGAGCCGGCUCGGCCGCAACAGCGCCUCCUGGUGCGUGGAGUGGUUCAACACCAAGAUCUCCGCCUGGCACAACAAUGUGGAGAAAGUCCUGCCCACCACCAAGGCCACGCGGGUUGGCGUGCUUCUCAACUGCGACCACGGCUUCGUCAUUUUCUUUGCUGUUGCUCUUGACAAGAUCCACGUGAUGUAUAAGUACAAGGAGGACUUUACUGAAGCUCUGUACCCGGCCUUCUGGGUGUUCUCUGCAGGUGCCACGCUCUCCAUCUGCUCUGCCUAGUAGCCAGGCCCUGGACACUGGCCGACUGCCCGGGCAGCGCCCAGGACUCUAGUGAAAAGGUGCAGGGGGCUCUUGUUGGAGAUCUUCCCUGACAGUCCCAGGGGUUGCCAGGAUGGGAGGGGAGUUGAUGGAAGGUAAGAGGGUGGGGAGAUGGGAUAAGGGAGGAAUUUGGCCAGGGGAGGGCGUGGGGGUGAUUGUGUUGUGGGCAAGGAAGCGUUUCUACGUCCUGUUGCCCCUCAAGGCAGGAUCGCCCCCGCUCCUCCCCUGGUUCUGGUAGAUUCCCAGGCUGCUGGGUGGCUGGACAGGGCUUUGGGGAGAAAGUCAUCAGUGCCCCUUUCCUCUUGGAGAACAUCUCGGGCCACUGCAGUCCUUUCUCGGACCCCUUGGUGGAUGCCCUCAUGUUGUCUUCCCAUCUCCGUGUCUCGAUUACUCUUCAGGGCUAUUCAACUCUAUAGAGCAGCGACUUUCAACCUUUUUCAUCUCAUGGCACAUAAGCUAAUUACUAAAACUGUGGCACACCAACAAAUAUAUUUUUUGCCAAUCUGACAAAAAAAGAAAGAUAUGAUUUUGACUCAUUCACACCGAACAGUUAUUGUUGUGUUGGCUGUUGUCAUCUUCUAAUUUGACAAUCUAAGGGAAAAGAGGUCCGUGCCGCUGACUAAAUAGUCAGGUGUUGCCAUGUUUUAAAAAUUCUUGUGGCUCACCAGUGUGCUGCAGCACACCUGUUGAAAAUCGCUGCAGUAGAUUGAAAAAAAAAAAAAAUUCCAAGUCUUUGAAUUGCGAUAUUAUUCACCCUCCCUUCCCGCCAGUACCCACAUGUGAGGACUGGGGGUGAAUGCUCAGGUUCCUGUUUAUUUUUUGUGCUUGAGGGCAGGUCUCCACCCAGACCAGAGUUUCCUCCAAAAGUGGGUCCUCUUCCUCCCCUGGAAAACAGCCUCACCUCCCUUCCUGUCCUCUUCGCCCCAUUGGGAAUUUUUAAAUGUUUACUCCAACAGGAACCUUUUCUGUCUCCGGCCAUGAUCUGAAUCAGCCAAUGUUGUAUUUCUUCUUCUUUUAUAAAUCCUCACCCAAAGACAUGCUUUGAGAGAGGAAACAAAAGAGGGGGAGAGAGAGAGAAGUACAGACAGGCACAUCGAUGUUAGAGAGAAACAUCUGUUGGUUGCCUUCCAUAUGUGACCCAUCCUGGGAACGAACCCACAACCCAGGUUAUGUGCCCUGACUGGGAAUUGAACUGGCAACCUGUUGGUGCACAGAACCACACUCAACCAACUGAGCCACUCCGGCUGGGCGUAAGUUAUAGAAUUUCUAAUUCAAGGUCAAGGUGACCCAGGUCCCGUGUGAAUGGAAACCUCUCCCAGUCCCAAGUAUUACGGAAGGCAUCUCAUGGCUGUAGCCACAGAACCUCGCUGGAGGCCUUCUCCCCACAGCCUAGGCUUUGGGGCAGGGAAUCCUGACCUGGCUGCCAGAAGUGUGUGGCUUUGGUCUUGUGAGAGGAUCUUGCCUUCUUAUCGGUACCUCUCCUCAGGGUAGCUGCCUCUCCCCAGGAUUGUGGGAUACAGAGCUGGCAUAGCUGAGCAGCUAGCGAAGCCCCAUCUCUGAAACCUGUUAUAGGAGAGGUUGUAUGUAGCUGCCUCAGGGACCAUACUAGCUCAUCUGGGUGACUACCUACAGCUGGGAUGAUCUUCUAGCAGAUCCCGUGGGGAACAGCACCUUCCUGGUCAUCCCGGCCACAGGCUGCUGAGGCCUGUCACUGGCCCUCGCCCCUUUCGCUGUCUUCUUCCUUUGAGCCAAUUCUAGAUGUGGGCAUGGACCAGGCUAGAGCUCAGGAAGACCAUAAGGAUCGGCGAGGGAACGAGCUACAGGAUUCUAGCACAAGGGGCUGUUUUCCUGCAGUGUUUCCGUGCAGAGAAAAUAACCCCAGUCCAUGAAGGGGCGGGAGUGAAUGGAGGGCUGGAAUUUCCCGAGCUCUCUAUAUCCUCAUGUCAGGAUGUGAGUGGAAGGAAUUUCACCUCUCGUGGUGGAAUGAGUCCUGCUCUGGGUUUGCCCGAGAGAAGAGCUUAGGCCAGGCCCUUUGUGGUAUGAAAAAGUGGUCACCACUAGGGUCUGGAGACUCCAGACCUUUUCAUGUGAAGGCGAGGCCUCUCUGGCCUUGUGCUGGCAUUCCAGGGCACAGGCAAGCUCAGGGCACGUGGUGUUCCUGACAGGUGUGGAUCUGUGUCAUCUCCCGACGAGGACUGUCACUUCCUUGGGGGAGAGACCAUCCUUGUAGGGGAGGCUUCUCUGCCGUCGUCGGCAUGUGGUUAUCAAACGUUUUCUUCCCUGGCUACCGGGAAGAAAGGUUCUCUGAUGACUCUUCUCUGCUUUUGGAGGUGGCCAAAAGCAUCUACGUUGACCUUCUGAAACAGUAGCCUUGUCUGGAGCCAAGUCGUACUUGGGAAUCAGCUGGGCUUAGAGGAGAAUGCCCAAGACGAACCCAGGGCCCUACGGUGGCUCUCUCCCGCAGAAAUGAAGGCCACAGAGAGGGCGCUUCCCCGGCCAUCGACCGCUCAGGACAGGGAAGCACGCGUCCCUCUGUCUCUGAGAGAGGCAAGUAGGUGACCCGAGCUCUGCGCAAGGUGCUUUGGAGGUGGAAGUGAGGCGCACACAUUCCUGUCUCGAACCUUACAUCCCUGGCCUGCAGGGCUCCUGCCCAACCCGGGAGUCCGAGGGCGGGAGGAGCCUUUGCAGUCAUCUGACUUCCCGCUUUGCAGAGAAGUCCAGUGGGGAGGUGUGGGUGGUGCUGAUUGCUCUCGCCAGCCCAUCAUGGAGAUGCUUCCUCGAGGCUUCCUGCAUGCGUCCUGGCACCCCAGGGAAGUGUCAGAAAUGUCCAGAGACACAAACAUAAAAAUACAUCCCAGACCUGGGUGUCAGGGACUGUCUCGGUCACUCUGGCAUGAGAAAGCAAAGGUCAGGGUCAAGUCUCUGUACAAUUCAAGACUGGCUGGCUGGUUCCUCCUGUUUUAAUGACUCUGAGAUGCAUAAUUGAUAGGUUAUCGCUUACCUUAUGCUGACCCCCAUUGAUUUUAGUUAGUCAGAAGUAUCCAAGCUGUUAUUUCAUGAGCUUGUUUAUUUUAGCGUUGAUUUCUUUACGAGGUAAUCAGGGCUGUGGGCAUGGAUCUUUUGAAACUUGUGAGAAAUACGAGGACCAAGGCUGGCUGACUUGCCUUAGAAGCUUGGAAUGUAGGAAACCAGUGUUUGGUGUUCUUCCUUGCAGCUCAGUGUGUGUAGACGGUGUGACCCAUCACACUGGGGUGAGCGAAUGAGGUGCCCGGGGGCCUCUGGUCACCCAGGCCCACCCAGCUGCUCCCAGAUGUUGAGAUGUCAGCAGACCGAUAGCCCAUUUGAGACUGGCCGUGGGCGAGAAUUCCUGAUAGGAUGUCCCUCUGGGCUUUGCUUCAGGAUAAUCCAAGGAUGGGUGUAGGGAGAAGGGGUGGGGUAUGAAUGAAAGGGUGAGCCACAAGCUGGUAAUCAAUGAAACAGUUGCGGGAUAGGAUAGUUCAUUAAAAUAUUCUUUCUACUGUUGCAUAUUUUGAAAACUUUCAUUUCACAAUAAGAAGUUUUAAAAAUGAAAUAAAGCAUAGCCCAGGCCAGCGAUAGGCCCUGUCAGGUGGAUUUUACCUUUGUUUGCAGAGGUAGGAGUUGUGGGAGGUUUGCGUUUGAGGUUGUUAUAUCAAGUCAUCCCCUCUUAUCUGUGGGGUAUGUUCCAUGACCCCCGUGAAUGCUUGAAACCAAGGAUAGUACCAAACCUUAUGGAUAUUGUGCUUUUUCCUAUACGUACAUACUUAUGAUAAAGUUUCAUUUAUAAAAUUAGGCAAGUAAGAGAUUAGCAAUACUAACAUAAUAAAAUAGACCAGUUACGACAAUAUACUGUAAAUGAAAGUUAUGUGAAUGUGCUCUCUCUCUCUCUCUUUCUCGCUUCCUCUGAAAGUGUCUGAUAACUGAGCAGGCUACAAAGUGACGAACGGUGGGGAGCUAUACAGCGUGAAUACGCUGGGAGAAGGGAUGACUUACCUACCCAGGUGGGAUGGGGUGGGACUUCCUCAUGCUACUCAGAACUGUGCACGAUGUAAAACUUAUGAAUUGGUUAUUUCUGGAAUUUUUCGUUUAAUAUUUUCAGACCACCAUUGACAACGGGUAACUGAAGCUGUGGAAAGUGAAACCAUGGGUAAGGGGUAUGGGGUGCGGCUACAGUGUUUGGACAGGUUCAAGCCUUGGACUAAUGAGAGGGCACAGUCCUCUCGUGGCCGCGUGCAAGUCCCAGCUUGGAGGGCGGAGCCUUCCCAGCACAAUUAGCCAACAGCUGUAGCUGUAAGCUUGAACCUGUGGUCCGAACACCUGGCCCCACGUGCCUGAGUGAUAGAGUUCAGGUGCAUGUAGUUGAGUAGGGUUGAAACCAACGAGAAUGUUGUAAACAUCUUGAUCACGCCCCUACGUUGCCUCGUGGCAUCUGCUGUAAAAUAAAGACACGGCUUGUGGGCGCUGGCGCUCUCAUCAUCAGGGAAGCAGCGUCCCACCGAGACCCAGCUUUCAUUCUCUUGUCUGUCUUUUCUGAGCCUUUCACCCCGCCCCCCCUCAGGGUCACUGAACCAGGCUGAGCUGGCAGGGCACAUAAGGCGCCCUGGGGCUGAGUAUGCCAUGGCCGUGCCGGCUCCCCACAAGGGGAGAUUAUUAUAAUAAAGAAUUUCACUGGCCUUUGUCCCUGGUUUCCAGAGGGGAGAUUCUGAAUCCUUGGCAUUUCCCCAGUAAGAGGAGUGUCUUGGUCAUUCAUGAACCCCUUGGGUCACCCCUAAGUUUAUGCUAGGAGUUGAGAUGACCCAGGAUGGGGCCUGGUCAUCAGAAAGGCCCACCAUGAGGUUAGAAGGUUGGGACUUGGAGCCAGCCUGACCUCCAUGGUGCGAGAGGGCCUGGAGAUGGAUUCAAUCAGUUAUGCCUUUGUAAUGAAACUCCGAAAAAAAUCUCUGGACGUUGAAACUCUGCUGAACACAGGGAUGCGCCCCAGUUCCACGGCCGUGGGGAGGGUGGAGGGUACAGAAGCUCUGCACUUGGGUCCCUCCGAGACGUCACUCUGUGUCUCUUCCUUUGGCUGGUCUUGAUUUGUAUCCUUGAUAAGCAAACUGUCAUCAUAACUGUAGCCCUUUUCUGAGCUCUGUGAGUUCUAGUGAAUCAUCGAACCUGAAGGAGGUUGUGUGCUAUACACUGGAUGCCUGUGUAGCCCCAAGAUCCAAAUGUUGAAACCUCACCGCCAAUGUGAUGGAAAUGGAGGUGAUUAGGUCCCGAGGGUGGAGCCCUCAUGAAUGGGAUUAGUGCCCUUAAUAAAAGACCCCACAGAGUCCCCUUGUCCCUUCUGCCAUGUGAGGACACAAGAAGACACCAGGCACAAAAUCUGCCAGCACUUGCAUCUUGGAUUUCCAGCCUCCAGAACUAUGAGAAAUAAAUGUUUGUUGUUUAAGCCA
This is a messenger RNA of Myotis daubentonii (Daubenton's bat), 7469 nucleotides long. RefSeq names its product tripartite motif containing 25 (gene TRIM25). NCBI's taxonomy places the organism in Eukaryota, Metazoa, Chordata, Mammalia, Chiroptera, Vespertilionidae. Gene Ontology annotation, molecular function: protein binding. The record is from RefSeq and is a predicted model, not a curated record.